UCCCCUCUGGGGCGUUCCCGGCUGGGAGGGGAGAAGUCCGGGAAAAGGGCCGCAAAAGCGAAGCGAAGCGCCUCCCCGCCCCCCGAUCCCGCUCGCCUCUCCGCCUGGGGAGCUGGCAAUGCGCCCUGGGCGCACCUGGCUUCUUUGGCAAUGCGCCCUGGGCGCAUGGCGCGCAGGGCUCCCCUGGCCGUUGUGCGCCUGCCGGGGGAAGGAGUUUCGAGAGCAGGCAGGCGGCCAAGAAGAGGAGGAGCUGUAGGCGGAACUCCCCCGGGGAGGGGAGGCCGGUAAGAGGCGUCUGUGAAAGUCCCUAGUAUUCAGCUGAGCCGACGGGGAAGUCCCGGCUUCCUCUACCGCCGAGGGUGGGCGAAGCAGCGGGUGUCACCGCCGCUCCUCGGGAUUCACUCGUGGGCGCCCGCGGGGCACUGAGGGCACUGCCAUCGCCACCCGGACCGUCGGGUUUGGGCGGCGGGGGAGCACUUCCAGCCAGGAAAAAGGAAAACAAGAGAAGAGAAUUGGCAAGGGACGGAGCGCGGAGACCGGGCGCGGCUUGACUGGUGACUCCUUUCCCCGGAAUCCAGAAAGCGGACGAGGAGGGUGCGGGUGGGGUUGUGACCUUCCUGCACCCCCCACCCCACCCCUCGGCUCUCUCCUGCUGCUCUCGGAAAGGACUGCCUGCCGGCUUCCUGAGCAUGACACCUCACCCACUGCCCACACCCUGUGAGCAAAGCGCUCAGGUGUGAUCACAUGGCGCGUCGGUGGAGGUAACCGGGCCAUCCAAUCUUCCGAGCCUAUGGAAAGGGAUUUGCAGCGUCCGUCGGAGGGCGCUUGGAAAGCGGCCGCCGUCGGAAACUGAGAGCCUCCCCCAAGCUGCCUUGGGUGAGCGGGUUCCCUGGGGGCUUUUGGUUUGCGAACAUGAGCAGGUGAUGGUGACUUUCCGACUGCCCACUCAGCAGCACCCGGGAAAGCUGACCAGGUGGACGCCUCCCGCUCCACCAGCCCUUGACCCAGCUCUGGAGCCGAAAGCGAACCCUGCCCGGGAGUCCCUGCCCGGCGACGGCAAGGAGGAUUUGGCAAACAUGGCCGGGGAGCUACCUGUGGACUUGAGCACCUGGCGGAAAGGGGGCAGCCAAGGCAGAUGCAUCGCCCCCGACAGAGAGGUUUCUUUGGACGCCUCCGGGAGGCAGUUGCCUACUUCCCGGGAGCCCGAGGAAGCCCCGAGUGCCGUCUGUCAGCCCGGCCCCAUCCUUCCAGGAAUGCGGAGCACAGCUUCUCCCCAGGCGGGGCUGGAGGGGGAGAAGAAGGCCAAGACGUGCUUGCCCUUGCGGAAACGCCCGUAUGUCGUGCCGGGGGCAGAUGGGGACGCCCAGGGGCCGCUGGCUGGCAAAGUCCCCAAGACGGAGAGCAGCGAGCUGUGGGGCUCCCCCUUCAAUGGUUACCACUCUCCGUAUAUCUCUGUCAGCUACCCAAGAUUCCCAGCUGCCUAUUACUCAGGUUUGGCCGGCCCCUUCCUCAGCCCUGAGAUGUCGCCGCUUUUGCAUCCCGUGACCCCCAACCCAGUGCUGAGGGUCCCUACCCCUUACGCUUUCCUCUGCCCCGUGGAGGCCCAGUUGGCCCUAGACGUUGCCACAGCGACCAAGCCAGAUGAGGACGGAGACACGCCUCUCCACAUUGCUGUGGUUCAGGGGAAUCUUCUGGCCGCUCGGCGCCUGAUUGCUCUUUUCCACCAGGGGAGGCAAAGCCUGGACACCUUCAACAACCUGCGGCAGACCCCCUUACACUUGGCUGUCAUCACAGCCCAGCCAACUCUGGUGAAGCUGCUGUUGUCUCACGGAGCAUCGCCCAUGGUGCUGGACCGCAACGGGCAGACCGCCCUCCACCUUGCCUGCGAACACGACAGCGUCCAUUGCCUGCAGGAGUUGCUGGAUGGGAGCCCGGCCCCUCUGGAUCUGGAGGCGCGAAACUUUGAGGGUUUUACACCUCUCCAUGUGGCUGUUGGAACCCAGAAUCGUGACAUUAUUCUGACUCUGCUAGAACAUGGGGCAGAUGUUGAUGCUGUGGAUAUUAAGAGCGGGCGGUCUCCGCUUCUGCAUGCCGUGGAGAACGAUAAUCUAGAGAUGGUUGAACUGCUGCUACAGCAUGGAGCCAACGUCAAUGCACAGUCGUACGGGGGCAACACAGCACUCCAUGCGGCCUGUGGGCGAGGGCUUCUGGAAACCCUGCGUCUCCUGGUGCGCAACGGGGCGGACGGCAGCUUGAAGAACUACCACAAUGACACCCCUUUGAUGGUGGCCAAGAAUAAAAGGGUGAUUGACAUCCUGAGAGGAAAAACUUCCCGCCCUGGGCCGCCGCCUGAAAACAUCCGUGAGGGAUCGUCGCCAGCAACCAGCAAUGCCAGCUCUCCUGGUAUCCGACCCGUCCACACUGGCUUGCUGAGGGCUUCGCCCGACUCCUGCCCCACCACCCCUAGCCCCGCCCAGACCCCAAAACCCCACAGAGCCGUGCAGUCCCCCAAUUCGGCCAAUCAGAAGCCCGAGAGCACCGCAACAACCAAUGGGCCUUUGACACAUGGCACCUUGCCUGGGGUGAAACUGGAAAGGAGCCCGACUCCGCCCACACCGGAGCAGCCAAUGGGAUUUCCAGGGAUGCCCAAAUUCUUCCUGCCAGUGGCUGAGAGCCUGGUGGAUCCCGCCUUCCACACCACCCUCUACCCUUUUGCGUCGUCCAGCCACAACUAUUCGCCACACCACCUCUGCUUCCUUCCCGCCGGCAUGCAACAUUCCGUCAUAUCCCUGCCUGCAGCGCCCCAGGCCAAUCGGAUUCACCCGCGGGGCACGGAGGUGGACCAAUCACAGACGCUGCUGGACUCUGAGACCCCGGCAACCGCCGACCUCAAAGGCCAGUGGCCAAAGAGCAGAGACAGUGGUCCUGGCGGCAGCUGACAGGAGGAGUUCGAGGGACCCUGUACACAGAGGGCUUCCCACUCAAUGCUGUGCAUCACCAGGCAACAAAGGGCCAACUCGUCCUAGACUUUUGCUGCUAUGGGUUCCUGACGCGAAAAUGGCACUUGUUUGCGGCUUCGGGACCCAGAGGGCUGCAGCUCUGACCGAUGAGACUCCUGAUCACAGGGUUGUGGGUUCGAGUUUCACGUUGGGCCAAAGAUUCCUGCGUUGCAAGGGGGGGUGGACACGGCGACCCUCAUGGUCCCUUCCAACUCUACAGUUCUAUGACAAAGCUGAGAUGAUCCUAUGGGCUGUGGUGGGCCGGUCAGUUUGACCCCUAACUACAGUCCCAACAGCCUUCCAUUUUCAGUUCUUGCCGCUUCUUUGGCUACUACCUAACAGGGCUAUUUUUGCACGUUUGGAAGGAGGUGGAAACUGCACACCCCAUUAAAAGGUAGCGCUGUAGUCCAAAUUUGACAGUGCUUUCAAUGCAAAACAGUAAGAGCUGGGAGGCACAAGUUAAAGAUACAGUGGUACCUCUGGAUAAGAACAGGAUCCGUUCCGGAGCCCCGUUCGCAUCCUGAAGAGAACGCAACCUGUGCAUGCGCGGGUCGCGAUUCACCGCUUCUGCGCAUGCGCAUGACGUCGUUUUGAGCAUCUGCGCAUGCACGAGCGGCGAAACCCGGAAGUAACGCAUUCUGUUACUUCCGGGUCGCCGUGGAGCGCAACCCAAAACGCUCAGCCUGAAGCAACUUUAACCUGAGGUAUGACUGUAUCUCAGUCUACUCUCCCCACACACUGCCCUUACUCUGCUCAGUAACAUUGCCAGCAAGGCCAGAAGCAGCCAAAUAUUUAAAGGUAGCACCCUGUCUUGCCAGAGGGGGAUUUAGGGCACUGCGACUGGUUCCCCCGCACUAGGCUGGAAGCCUAGGGGUUGCCGCAACCAUGACAAAAUGAAUUGAGCACAACAGAGGGUGAGAGGCAGGCGGGCACCGAAUUUUGGCCUCUUACAGGGCACCGCUGGAAUCUGAAAGGCCAAAAUUCACCCCUGAUCCUGCCCCCUUCACCGUAGGUGGGGAAGAAGCAGCAGCAGCGGUUUCCAGGGAGAGUGUGUGAGAUUUUGCCAAUUUCGCCAGCGCCCAACCAGCAGCAGCGAGGCAGCACGACGGCUCGGGAAGUGGGGCUACUUUCCCAUCUCGCCUCAGGCGGCAAAACGGGAUGUGCGGCCCCAAUUGCCAGGUUUCUUGGCAAACGAAUUUCAGGAAGUGCAAUGGUAACGUGUUGGUGAUGGAGAGGGAAGAAGGUGACGCAAGGAAGUUGGGAGGGGGCGAACAAGGGGAUUUUCUGAAAGUUUGAGCCCGAGAAAGAGGAAUACCGUGUGCAUUUUAAGGGACUGAAAUACCAGAAAUUCCCAGGCGGGUUAUUGUCUUCAGAGGAAGUUGUGGAGGUGGAGAUGAUUAGUCAGGGCAGUGAGAUGAUUAAGGGAGGGAAGGAUGAGAUGUGGCUUGCUGGCUUGCUUAGUGGUCCUCCUGGCUAUCAGAUCUUGCCUGUGAGGACCGACCAUCCUUCCUGCCCAGCUUACAAAAGAGAUUGCCAACUGGGAAGAAAGAGGGAGUCACACGCAACUUUGUCUCGAAAACCUCCUCCUAUGAAAUGCACCACUUGAAAAAUAUCAGGGUUCAAUCCCUGAUAUUUCUGGGCAGGGCUGGGAAAGACUGAAACGGCUGCCAAUCUGUGGAGGUGAUACUCAGCUAAAUGGACCAAUGGCCUGGCUUGGUAUAAGGCAGCUUCCCCUUCGCUCUUGUUGGUAUUAACCCUUGCACUCCCGGGUUCCACCACCAACACCCCUAAAAAAAACCCCACGAAAACACCCAGCAGUGAGAUCUCAGAUCCUUCCCUUCCCAACCCCCUCCUCCCCUUGCAAUCGUCUUGCCAGAUGUUCCUUCUCUGCUUCUGUGGGACCAAUACUUGAAAAGUACUAGUAGCACCCUCUGCUCAUCCCGUGGCAAGAAAACAGGAUGGGGAAGGGUCUUUUCCUAAUUUGUCAAUAAAAUAUUUUUUCUACUUUCAAAA
Podarcis raffonei (Aeolian wall lizard) is the source of this 5012-nucleotide messenger RNA. RefSeq names its product BCL3 transcription coactivator (gene BCL3). Gene Ontology annotation, molecular function: protein binding. NCBI's taxonomy places the organism in Eukaryota, Metazoa, Chordata, Lepidosauria, Squamata, Lacertidae. The transcript has 9 exons. The record is from RefSeq and is a predicted model, not a curated record. Bases 924 to 2939 code for a protein of 671 amino acids.